AUGGCGGGAAAGAAAAAAAGUAAAUCUUCAAAAUUAGCUCGAAUGAGCGAUGAAGAACGUGCUCGUUAUUUGCAACAUCGAGCUGAAAUUGAAUUAGAGGCAAAAAGACGAAAACAAGAAUUAAUUGCAGUAUUUAUCAAGAACAAAUUAAAAAGAGAAGACGCAUUUUCACGAAUAAAUACAGCAAAAAUAAAUGAACAAUGGCGUUUUAUAUUGAGAAAAAUUAAAUGUAAAGAAUUAUACGAGGAUGUUGAAUAUUUGUGGAAAAAUUUUGUUCAAUCAGUAAAUGCAAAAGACGCUGUGAUUAAUUAUUUGUGUGAACAAUUGGAAAUUGCCGAUAUGGAUCAUCGACGAUUGCAAGAGGGACACAUUGACAUUAUUGAUACUUUAAUAGUGAGAGGCAAAGAACGUUUGGAAAAACAAGACGAUAUGUUGGAGAUAAAAAGAAGUAUCGAUUCAGUGAUGGAAAUACAAAAUUUAGAAUUACAAAAAAUAAUAUCCAACUAUGAAUCAUCAACUGAGAGUAAAAGGAAACAAUAUGAAUAUUUAAAAGAGCAGGACGAUGCAAUUAUUCUUGAAUUUGCCCAAUAUCCAAAAAUAUAUUCACAAUUAUUUGAGACAAUGGAAAAUUUAAAAAAUGAAACCGAAACAAUGAAAUGUGAACGUGAAGAAACAAUUGUCGAAUUAAAAUCACAAUUGGAGAGAUUGUCGAAUAAAAUUUGGAAAUUGAGACAGGAUAUGAAAUUAAUGCAAACAAUCGAUACAUUACAAUUGAAACGUCUAAGUGUCACGAGUGGAAAUAUCAUAAAGAAUCUCGGGGGACUUUUGGAGAAAAGUUGUACAAUUGAAUUUCUAACAAAACUUUGCGCCGAUCUUGAGCCACCUUUGUUGAUUAAAAAAUAUUCUGUAAAAGACACCGAGGCGACGAAAGAAAUAUUAACCACUGGAGUUAUUGAUCUCUAUGAUAAUAUGGAAAAUUUUUGGCAACAAAUAAAUCAUGUGAAGGCUGAAAAUAUUUUAAUGAAAGAAGAACGCGCGCGACUAAUGUCUGAAAAUAAUCAUUUGCGAAAUAAACUUCGCACAUACCUGAUAUCAGUAUCACGAAAAAUCCCAUUGAUUUGAAUUAUCAAA
Leptopilina boulardi is the source of this 1131-nucleotide messenger RNA. RefSeq names its product dynein regulatory complex subunit 2-like. The record is from RefSeq and is a predicted model, not a curated record. Gene Ontology annotation, biological process: axonemal dynein complex assembly; cilium-dependent cell motility; regulation of cilium movement. The transcript is spliced from 6 exons. The coding region runs from base 1 to 1122 and encodes 373 amino acids. Lineage: Eukaryota; Metazoa; Arthropoda; Insecta; Hymenoptera; Figitidae. Gene Ontology annotation, cellular component: axonemal dynein complex; axoneme.